CUGGAGGAUUCACGUAAAGAAGCAAAUUCCUCCUCCAUAGUGUAGCAACAACAGGCAAAACCAUUGUCCGGAUUUCACGCGAUAUCUACAAUGUCAAAUGCCGAUCCGCAUGUGGAAGAUGACGAAGAUGAGUACUUGUACGGUGAAACACUCGGAGAACGAAAAGAAGAGGACGCGCCGGACGCGCAGGCAGAGUCGUCUGCUGAGCCCAUGAGUGAAGAGAGCGAUGAUUCUGACAUUGAGUUUAUUAUUGAGACGAAGCCAGGCGAGCGAGCCGAACCUCCAGGCGGUACAUCUAGUAUUUAUGGACUGGGUAAGGCUGGUCUGCGAAAGCCAGCAGAACGACCGACGGUCGAAGUCAAGUCCAUGGAACCUCAAGAUGCCUCUGCCGCAGCAGAGACUGCUCAGCAGGUAGACAUUAACCCUACAGCCAAAAUAGACGGUAAAAAUAUCUUCGAAGUGGAUCUAGAGUCCUUAGAAGAUAAACCCUGGCGGAAGCCGGGUGCUGACAUCUCAGACUACUUUAAUUACGGGUUUGAUGAAUUCACGUGGGCAGCAUACUGUGCAAAACAAACUACUUUGCGUGAUGACUUUAGCCCUCAAAAAUUUAUGGCUAAUCUCAUGGGAGGUCCUAUGCCUUCUGGUGAUAUGUCUAAUGCUCCAGACUUCCAAGCUAUGAUGUCUGGUUUCCCACCAUUCAUGCCAAUGCCACCUCCCCCUAUUGCUUCUGCUUCCCAAGACGAGCUCAACUAUUCACGACCCCCGUUCCCCGUUCCUACUCCUACACCACCUCUUGCAGGUAAUGCGGAUUCUGCUUCGCAAAUGAAUAGUGGUGCAAACACACCUUCGCAUGGUUACCAUGCUUCAAAUAGCAUGCCUCCCGCGAAUUUGCGAGAAAAUGAAAGCCCUGCUCGUUCACCCAACCACUACGGCAGGCCAGAAAGCGGCCACGGUCCAUACCAGCAAAGCUCUUCUGGCUACGGUGGUAAUCCCCCAAGUUCUAUCCAAUCUUCGUCAGGUAGUAACUAUGUCCCAAGUAGAGGUCCUUCUUAUGGUGAUCGCUCUCACAACAAUAAUUAUUCUGGCUCAUCUAGACGGCGACAGAUGUCUCCAGAUAGAUACGGUGGUUACUCGAGUUCUCGAGGAAAUAGCGGUCGGUAUCGCAGGAAUCGCUAUAAUUGAGGAGAAAAAAUUUUAUUUCCUUUACUUCCAAAAUUCACCCAGAAAUUAUAAAUAAUGGUGGUAAGAGAACAACGAUGGUACAAUGAUCGUACAUAGUAAUGAUUUUCUGGAUGUCCAAGUUUUGCUAUGUUAAUGCUACAGUGUUUACCUUAUUUUUCUUUUUGAUCUGACUAUGUCCAAAAAAAUUAAAAUGCAUUCAAUUUCUUUCAUAUAUAUCUGUUAUCUAAUUUCUGUGUGGGAUAACAUAAAAUCGUUACUGAAUAUCAUACAUAUCAUCAUGAUUAUGGAAAUAUUUUAAUAAUCUUGUGUCUCAUCGUCCAAUUCAUCAAGUACUUGUUGAGCAUGUUUCUUGGCAUCGCCGGAGAUAUUGGGGUUAUGCAAAGUGGCCUUGUAACCGCCACGGACAUUACCAAGGUUCUUGCCGCGUUGGGACUCUUCCUGUGCAAAAUCACCAGUAUCAAGAGCAUCUUCGUCUUCGUACCCUUCAUCGCCCAAAACGUUCUCUAUGCCGUAGUCUUUUGCGGCACCAUGAGAGCGGGUUUCAUAGCCAGAUGUUCUUUCGGCUCCGAUAUCUUCUUCCUCGAAGUAUCCACUAGAGGGUUCAUCUGGAUCAACGUCUUCAUCAUAAAGAUUUGUGACUCUAGGAUCCUCACGAGCGGGCCUUCCGUAGCCACCGUAGCCAGAACUCUUCUUAGAAAAUUUACCUGCCAUGUUAUGAAAUGGAGUAAUUACUAGAACCAAAUUUGAAAUGAAACUUUUGGAUUCGAAUAAAGAUGAUCGAUCCUAGUUCCAUUCUCUUCUUAUAUACUUUUGACUUCUCUAGGUACAUUUCAUUUUACAUCAUUCGAAUGGGAAUUAUGACAGAAUUCGCAAUUUUAAGCCAGUUUCGUUUAAUUUCUAACAAAAGCUACGUGUAAAAGUCGUUCCGUCUUCUUUACUUACGAAAGGUCGUUCGCUCAGUCUUCUACUACACAACGGUGGUGGCGAGCAUAUGAUACGUAUAUAGACGUAAAGUAAUUGAGCAUGAACGAAAAGGCAAAAAGGAUGUAACCAACUGUUUGAGGUAUAUCCUUUAACGGAAUUCCAGAAGUAUACGAGACCGUGAAGCAUUCAACUGCUACUGGUCCUCCGUUUUUACUUGACUUAUUCGAGUUUUUUUUACAUAAAAAAAAACACGUAUUACAACAAUAAACAAUAAAUGAUGGCAAUGAAAUAGGGAUGAACAGGAUAUUUUAUCUCCAGCUCGAAUGAAAGAAAGUGCUGAUAGAUUUGUAUGUUGAUGACGAUCGCAAGUAGGAUUUUUUAUACAAAAAUAUUUAAUCAAGAAACGGGAAUUUAAAAGUUUUUUUCCUUUUUUUUACAUGUUGUUCAUUUAUCAUGGAAAUUAUGGAUGAUAAAGAAACGCUGCACAUUUCUUUCUGUUUUUGGGAUCAUUCAUAAUAGACAACGAAAAGCGUUUGAUUAGGAAAGAAUCUCAUCAACAUUACUCAAAGAAAGGUAGAUAGA
This is a messenger RNA of Schizosaccharomyces cryophilus OY26, 2688 nucleotides long. Its product is annotated as mRNA cleavage and polyadenylation specificity factor complex subunit. The transcript has 3 exons. Bases 91 to 1182 code for a protein of 363 amino acids. NCBI's taxonomy places the organism in Eukaryota, Fungi, Ascomycota, Schizosaccharomycetes, Schizosaccharomycetales, Schizosaccharomycetaceae. Gene Ontology annotation, cellular component: mRNA cleavage and polyadenylation specificity factor complex. Gene Ontology annotation, molecular function: RNA binding. The record is from RefSeq and is a predicted model, not a curated record.